Messenger RNA from Amphimedon queenslandica, 1595 nucleotides. Its product is annotated as trace amine-associated receptor 7a-like. Gene Ontology annotation, cellular component: plasma membrane; endosome. The record is from RefSeq and is a predicted model, not a curated record. Bases 146 to 1447 code for a protein of 433 amino acids. Gene Ontology annotation, molecular function: G protein-coupled receptor activity. Gene Ontology annotation, biological process: G protein-coupled receptor signaling pathway. NCBI's taxonomy places the organism in Eukaryota, Metazoa, Porifera, Demospongiae, Haplosclerida, Niphatidae. The transcript has a single exon.
CUUUUUCAGUAUAACCUUUAGUCUUUACUGUCUAAAGCACUGCACUACUACUCCAGGAUGUGAGUUCACUCUAUCGCAUACUUCAAACCAUAAGGAGUGGCAUAAUUAUUAUCUUUAAUUUGGUUUACUAAAAACACACUGCAACAUGGACUCUCUUGAUGACGAUCAGGUCUUGUCUGCGAAUGAAAACUUUACCAUCAGUCCCUCCAUUAGCGGCCCAGCUAUUGCUUUCUUUCUCUCGCUGGAAAUGGGUAUCUCCCUGGCUAUAAACUCCACCAUUCUUGGCAUCAUAUUCUUACAUCCAAAGCCCCGCUCCCUUAUCAAGGCUCCUUCCAAUAUAUACCUGACCAGUAUGCUACUCGUCAACCUCCUGGCUACUCUGACCGUUAUGCCGAUGAUCAUCAUAGCCUCGGCAAGCGGUGAAUGGAUAUUCGGAGGUACUCUGGAGGAAAAGGUAUCUUCUUGUAGGUUUGCUGGCUACAUGUACUGGUAUGUUAUAUUUCUAUUGAUUGUCACUCUCGCUAUAAUCUCAGUCGAUCGUUGGAUGUUUAUUGUCAAAAGUACCCUUUACAAGAAGAUGAUGACUACCCCUGUUGCAAUAGGAGUCGUUAUUACUGCCUGGUUGCUGACUGCUGUCUUGAACACAACUCCUCUCUAUGGGUUUGGGAUGUUCGCCUAUUCCUCUAGCCCAGGGUCUUGUUUCCCAGUCUGGAAAGAUCAAAAAGCUUAUUUAGCGUUUUUCGUUCUCGUGUUCCUGAUCUUGAUAUCAAUCAUUGCUGCUAGCUCCAUUUGGACGUUUUGCUUUUCCAGACGCUUCAUUAGACGAAUGAGUUUAAGAAACAUUGACGCCAGUGGAGAGGCGGCCAGCGUAUAUACAUUUAGAUGGAGGAAGCUGAUUGGUAUAUUUGGAACACUCUCUAUAGUUUAUGUUGUAUGCUUCACACCAUCACUGCUCUAUCUACUGAUAAGACUUGCUACUCCUAUUCCAUUACAAAUACUACCAGCAAUCCUCAUCUUCUUUCUCCUCAUUACUAUUCUUAAUCCACUGGUUCAAAUCUUCUUCAGGCGAGACAUUAAGAAUGUAAUAUUGGAUUUCCUGGCCAAGACACCUUGUUAUACCAAAGAAGAGGUGGACUAUGAGCACAGGUCAAGAACACGCUCCAACUUUGAGCUACAGCAUGCUCUCUCCUUAACUGCAAUGGGUAAAGAUGUUGCUAAUGGAGGGAGUGCUCUUGAUGUCAGUCCUGAUGAAGGACAUAGCAGUGACCCCAAAAGCUCAGGGAAGGUGGUUGUGAAAUUUGAAGAUAGUGAGUCAGUUCCUGUACAAGCCAAUGGUGCUACUAGUGUUGGUGGUGAUGCUACCAAUGAUAGUGCUAGCAGUGAAUCAGUGAGUAAUGGUGUCUCUAAGACUAAUGGUGGGGAUAUUCUUGGUAGUACUGCUGUUUGAUUGCUGUGUGUCCCAAUGUCUCUUCCUUUACUGUUAUUGUUAAACAGAAGCCAUACUAAUGUAUCUCUCUUCCCCUCUAUCUCUCACUAUUCACUUUCUUCUUCCUCCUCUAUCUCUCUCAUUGUGUGUCUUCUUCAUCCAGCUUAUA